Messenger RNA from Kwoniella shivajii, 2232 nucleotides. RefSeq lists its product as uncharacterized. Gene Ontology annotation, biological process: regulation of alternative mRNA splicing, via spliceosome; mRNA splicing, via spliceosome. NCBI's taxonomy places the organism in Eukaryota, Fungi, Basidiomycota, Tremellomycetes, Tremellales, Cryptococcaceae. Bases 1 to 2232 code for a protein of 743 amino acids. Gene Ontology annotation, molecular function: mRNA binding; N6-methyladenosine-containing RNA reader activity. Gene Ontology annotation, cellular component: nucleoplasm. The record is from RefSeq and is a predicted model, not a curated record. The transcript is spliced from 6 exons.
AUGAACACGUUGAAUACCGAUAGACCUCAGCCGAACUAUCCCUCAAUUCAGCAGAGUCAGUGGGAGAUGUCACAGCGGAGGGCGUCCGAAGGAGACUACAUGGCGGGUCCAGGAAGUCAUCCUCAAGGAAAACCAUUACGUCAUCCAAUGCAACGACACGAUGAGGAGGUAGAAACCGAUCUUCAGGGUCAGCUACAGAACUUACAAAUCGAUGCACCUCAUUCAACUUAUCAUCCUUACCAACCACCCCCAGAGGAGCAUCCUUAUCAACCAUAUGGACAAACCUACUAUCCCACUCAGCAGUCCUUCCAAUAUCCUUCUUAUUCGUAUUCGCCAUACCCAGAACACAUACAAGGACACUCCACUUCGCCAAUAAACCCGUCAGGGCAGCAUUUCGGUAUGUGGACCAGUCCCCCACUGAGUCCCGCUGUAUCAUCUGUUCCUUUCCGUCCACCACUACCAUCUUCACGCCCCGGACCAGCAAGUGUUGGAGAAUAUAGUGCAUUCUACGGACCUUCCCGUGCAAGUUAUAGUACUGGGCCAACAUCUAAUUGGACAAGUCCUUCCAUGCCCUCGACAUAUGGCUUUUACUCUCCUUACCAACAGCAACAACCGACAAUGGAACCUGUUCGACCUAACUCCAAUGAAUGGUCACCUGCUCCCUCCACCAGCGUUGGUCAGCCUUAUAGACGAGCAAAUCGUCUGUCAUGGAGUGGACCGUCCCGACCCCCCAAAGAGUUGUCAAUUUUACAGGAAAAGGAGAAAGAACGAGAGCGAAAGGCCUAUCAUCCUCAAGCGCCCGCGCGCAGAUCAGAUUGGGUGAUGUGGGUGGGCAAUGUUCCUCCUAAUACCUCUCAUGAGGAGCUAUGGCGGUAUUUCAACAACACUAUUCCCUCCAUCAAUCCAGCAGAUGAUGCAGAACCAUGGCGGGGACCUUCAUCCAUCUUCCUCAUAUCCCGAUCUUCAUGCGCAUUUGUAAAUCUUUCCUCUCAAACAGAUUUGAAUCGAGCUGUGGCAUUUUUCAACGGAAAGUCUUUACGUCCAUGGGAUGUACGAUGUCCUAGAAUGCUGUGUCGGAUUAGACGCAAGGACGACGAUUUGAGAUCUGGUGUCGGUGCCCAAAGAGGUACAGGUAUGCAUCGAGGAUGGGUGAAAGAACAGGAGAUUAAACUUCCUCGACAAACUAGCUCCGCAUCAAUAGGCUCUACAAAUUCAGUUCCACCUAGUCCGGCAGUCUUAGAACACGCUCCAGACGGAGAGGGUCGACGACGAGAAUCUAUAGUCAAAGAAGGUAACGAAGAAGCCAAACACAAGUCUAGUGGUAGUUUUGCGAGUACAAACUCCAGUUUCCUCAUGAAGCAUUUCCCCAAGCGAAUCUUCAUCCUGAAAAGCUUGACAACUGCCGAGCUGGAGGAAUCUGUCGCAACUGGUAAUUGGAAAACGCAGCGUCAUAAUGAGCCAAUACUUGACCAAGCGUAUCGAACGUCUCAGGAGGUCUUCCUCAUCUUCGGUGCUAAUCGAUCUGGCGAAUUUUUUGGUUACGCCAAAAUGAUCGAGCCUAUUGACAAGGAGCGAGCGAAGAAGAAUCACUCAACCGGUCCUUCCAUCGCACGUCGAGCAACGGGUAUGGAAUCUGACACUCGACCCCCAUAUUUUCUUACACCUUCUCAAAGUCAUAUCGCAAGCUCAUCUCCUGGUGAGCUUACGCCCAACGAGGAAGCCAGGAUAGAGCACGCCGUUGGCUCGCGUCGUACUGAUCCUUCCGAUGUUCGGAAACGCCCUCAUGACAACAAAUCGAUUCAAUCCGCUCCCGAAUUUCGAGCUCAGACAUUGGACCCUAAAGCCCUCAAAGAUGAUUACUUCCCUCCAGUGCCUAUCGCUGCUACAACACCAGGCGAGGAAAAUGCUGAUCAUCAAAAGCAGCUGGGUGGUUCAGAUCGUCAGGCUAUUGAAGAUGAUCAAGGUAUUCUGCGCAAGGACACCCUGCUCUCACUCGAUGAGAAAGCUGAACGAGAGGAAGAGGAAGCUCACGAUGAGUUUGCGGAGGAGAGUCGAGGUCAUGUCUUCCGUGUUGAAUGGGUCAACAUCGGUCCGGUCGCAUUCAAUAAAACCCGUCACCUCCGCAACCCCUGGAAUUCCGAUCGAGAAGUCAAAGUGUCCAGAGACGGCACAGAGGUUGAGCCAGCUGUCGGCACUGCACUCAUGGCCAUGUGGGAAACAUCUCCAUCUUGA